AUGGGGGUUAAAGCUGGAGGUACGCGCAUGGAACGGCUUGUUUUAUUAUUGGAUACAGGAUCAACACAAAUAAUACGACAAACGGCAGCGCAACAACUUGCAGCAAUACAAAAAGAUCAUCCACAUGAAUUGUACAAUAUUCUUGAAAAGGUUAUUCCAUAUAUAAGAUCUAAGUCAUGGGAAACUCGUAUGGCUGCAGUUUUAGCACUUAGUUCUGUUAUAAAACAAGUUCCUUUUUGGGAUCCUGAUAUUGAAAGUAUAAAACAUGAGGAAGAGGAAUCAAAGUCAUUUUUUGAAAAAGAUGAAAAUAUAAGUGUUUUGAAAAAUAAUCCAGAUGAUAUUUUUAAUUUUGAAACGUUCGAUAUAUCUUUUGUUAUUAAAAAUGGACAAAAACUUCUUGGAAGUGAUGGAAAGGAAUACGAUUUUGAUUCUUGUGAUAUUUUUUCUGAAGAAAAUUUGGCUUUUCAAAAGAAAAGUUUUCUUUCUAGACUCGGAUUUGGAGAAUACAUUGAUGAAAAUAUAAUUACUGUUUCUGAUUUUACUCCGCCUGCAAAUGACGUUGUUCUUAAACAACCUGAUGAUAAUUUUGCUUCAUCUUUAAUGAAUAAUACUACUCUUAGUGCUAGACAAAGGAAUGCUAUGAAAAGGAAAGCCAAAAAUAGUGCAAAAAAUACUAGGAUGAAUAAGUUAUUUUUUUUUAUUUUCAGUAUAUUUAAAUUAACGAUCUAUAGAAUGUGUAUAACUAGUACACCUGUUAGUAUUAAAAAUGAUGUGCCUGAAGAUUCUAUUUUUUCUGUAAUGUCAAGUGUUAAACAAGAGGAUUCCCCUGAAUCUGCUUCAUCUAAUUUGCAAUCACAGACAUCAUGUAUUGUUGAACAUAAACCAUCAUCUAUAAAAAAUUCAGCUGAAAAUUUAGAGUGGCCAUUUAAAAAAAUUAGUGAGUUAUUGAAACUAGAUCUUUUCCAUCCUUGUUGGGAAAUACGUCAUGGAGCAGCAAUGGGUUUACGAGAAAUUAUUAAGAUUCAUGGAAAGGGAGCAGGUCGUAUUAUAGGAUUGUCAAAAGUUGAAAAUAAUAAAAGAAAUAAAAUAUGGCUUGAAGAUGUUGCUUGUAAAUUGACAUGUAUUUUUGCUUUGGAUCAUUUUGGUGAUUAUAUAUCUGAUCAAGUAGUUGCGCCUAUUAGAGAGUCUGUUUCACAAACACUUGGUGCUUUACUUGUACAUGUAGACUCUGAAUCUGUUCAGGAAGUAUAUAGGAUACUUUAUCGUUUAGUGUUCCAGCAAGAUAUGAACAUUGAAAGUCGAGUUUGGGAAAUUGUGCACGGAGGAAUGCUUGGAUUGAAGUAUCUUGUUGCAGUGCGCAGAGAUGUCGUUUUUGAAUCGAAUGAAAUGUUCAAUGGUAUUAUUCAAGCUGUUUUUUAUGGGCUAAAGAAUUAUGAUGAUGAUGUCAGAUCUGUUUCUGCUGCUAUUCUUUCUCCAAUUGCUUCUGAAUUUGUUGAAAAUAGACUUGACGCAGUAAAUGAUUUAAUGAAUACUUUGUGGGUAUGUCUUUCUGAUCUUCGAGAUGAUCUAAGUACAAGUACUGUUAAUAUUAUGGAUUUGCUUUCUAAGUUAUGUUCAUCUCCAAAGGUUAUUGAUGUUAUGAAAAAUAAUGCAGUUUUGGAUGAAAGUCAUUCGUUUUCUUUUCUUGUACCUAAAUUGUUUCCAUUUUUACGGCAUACAAUUACAGAUGUCCGAAAAGCAGUUAUUAAAGCUCUUCAAAAGUUCAGUAAUUUUGAAAAUGAUGAAUUCAAGAGUUGGAUAGAUGGGAAAGCUUUAAGACUUAUUUUUCAGAAUAUGUUGGUUGAACAAAAUACUGAAAUUCUUAAUUCUACUUUAGACUUAUGGAAUAUGGUUGUUUCAUCGAUAAAAUCUGACUCCAGUCUCCGAUUUUAUACAGAAUAUUCAUCUCAUUUAUUGCCUAGUAUUGAACUUUUAAUGACACCAAUAGGAACACCACGUCAUCCAUACCCUAUGAAAGUUCCAUUUUUAGAUCCAUUUGGAAAUUUAAAUAUAUUAACAAGUCCUGUAGAAGAUACUAUAAAUUCAAAUACAAAACUAAGCAAAAAACAGAGAAAUAAAAAACAAGAUCAUUAUGUUUUUCAUAAUAUUGAUAAACCUAUGAUACAAGGCGAUAUAGAUCUUCUUGGCACUGAGGUUAUUUUUGAAUCGAGAGUAACAUCUGCUAAAGCCUUAGGAUUUUUAAUUGCUAGGUUUCCAGAAGAUAAAAUAGACGAAAUCAUAAUUUACUUGUUAAAAUAUUUCUUAUCUCCUUUUUCAACUCCACGAUUUUUAACAGCUAUAGUAUUUCAAAGUUUUUGUACAAAUAUCGGAGAUAAGCCUUCUUUUUUAACAUUUGUUCAAAAGCACUUUAUAGAUAUUCUCAAUGGUCAAUUACCUGGCAUGUUUGCAAAUCUUGUACCAUAUAUGAAAAUUCUUCGGAGUCAAUGUUAUGCUUUGUGUAAUACUUUUAUUGAGAAUGGUAACUUAGAAGCGUCAGAUAUUCCACAUAUUCCUAUGGUUGUUCAAGGCGAGAUUAAUGCUGGUUCAGACGCAUUUAGUUUAAAAGAUGCAGAGAGAAUUGUUGAUGAUGAUUUUAAUAGGCUACAAAAUAUGAUUUUGCCUAUAUAUAAAGCUCAUGCAUAUAAGAAUCUUGUAGAGGCUCAGAAGAAUGUUAAAAAUGCUAUUAAAGUUGCUAAGAAUGCAAAGUUUUUAAGCGAUGUUCAAAUUAUGGCGGCAGUAGCAUGCACACUUGUGUCUACCAAAGAGUUACCUAAAAAACUAAAUCCUAUUAUUAGGGCAAUUAUGGAUAGUAUUAAGAAUGAAGAGAGUUUAAUAUUACAGACACAUUCUGCGAAAUCAUUAACUGAUUUGAUUGAUUUAUGUGCAUUUUCGCAUCCAGGAGCUAUAGAUAAACUUAUUAAUAAUUUAUGUACAUUUCUUUGUCUUGAUACAUCUGAAAUACCCGAAUUUUACUGUAAUAAAACUCUUCAAAAAUGCAUUUUAUCAUUAAAGAAAGAUCAAGAAGAUCAAUGUUCAAAAGAUAUUUCUUAUGAACAAAAUUCAAAAGAAAUUCAUAUUAAAAAAAAUGGAGCAAAAUUGGUUUUAAUUAAUAUAGCUAAAACUUUUGGUAAAAAUUUGUUUGAAAAAAUACCAAGAUUAUAUGCUUGUAUUUUUAAGUCUAUAGAACAUGUAUUUAAAGAAGAUUCUUGUUUUAAAAAUGUUGAACAAAAUCCUGCCCUUGGACAAAAUAUUAUAGAUGGGUUGUCAAUUUUAAGGGUUCUAGUUUCACAUUUCAAUGAAUCGUUAUAUCCUUUGGUUAUUGAGCAUUUUGGGAUUAUACUUAAAGCUCUGGAAUGUGAAUUUUCUGUUGUGCGUUAUGCUGCGGCAAAAUGUCUUGCAACUAUUUGUAGUGUAAUUACUGUUGAAGCAAUGAAUGAAGUUAUUUUUCAUGUUCUGCCUCUUUUAAAGGAUGCAGAUAAUGUAAUAAGAAGACAAGGUGCUGUGGAAUUAAUAUAUCAUCUUGUUCAAGUUAUGGGAGAAAACAUGUUGCCAUAUGUCGUAUUUUUUAUAAUUCCAAUAUUAGGUCGUAUGAAUGAUUCAGAUAAUGACAUUAGGGUCUUUUCAACAACAACUUUUGCAGCUUUAGUUAAACUUGUUCCAUUAGAGUCUGGAAUACCUGAUCCACCUGGAAUCUCUGAUGUACUUUUAAAAAAUCGUGAUUCUGAACGAAAAUUUAUAUCGCAAAUUUUGGAUGGCAGUAAAUUUGAGUCUUUUUCUAUUCCUGCAUGCAUUAAAGCUAAUUUGAGAAAAUAUCAACAAGAGGGUGUUAAUUGGUUGGCUUUUUUAAAUAGAUAUCAAUUACAUGGUAUUCUCUGUGAUGAUAUGGGUCUCGGAAAAACAUUGCAAUCAAUUUGCAUUAUAGCUAGUGACCAUUUUUCAAAAAGUCAGGAGCAUGAGUCUGAAUUUAAAGAAUUUCAACCCAUUCCUUCUUUGAUUAUCUGUCCUCCUACUUUAUCGAGGCAUUGGCAACAUGAGUUUUCAACUUAUGCGCCAUUCAUGAAAACUCUUAUUUAUGGUGGAAGUCCUUCUGAACGUAUAAAACUUAGAGAUUCUUUUGAAGAAUAUGAUGUUGUUAUUACUUCAUAUGAUAUUUGUCGUAAUGAUAGUGAAGAAUUUUCUAAAAGAAAUUGGAAUUAUUGUGUUUUGGAUGAAGGGCAUAUUAUAAAAAAUGCAAAGGCAAAACUUACUAAAGCAAUUAAACUUAUUAAGGCUAAUUACCGGUUAAUUUUAUCAGGAACACCUAUACAAAAUAAUAUUUUGGAGCUUUGGUCUUUGUUUGACUUUCUUAUGCCAGGUUUUUUAGGUACGCAGAAAAGUUUUCAUGAAAGAUUUGUAAAACCUAUAACUGCUAGUCGUGACAGCAAAGUUUCUUCUCGAGAACAAGAAGCAGGUGCUCUUGCUCUUGAAGCUUUACAUAAACAAGUCCUUCCAUUUCUUUUAAGGCGAUUGAAAGAAGAUGUACUUGAUGAUUUGCCUCCUAAAAUUAUACAAGAUUAUUAUUGUGAUUUAAGUCCAAUUCAGAAGCAGCUGUAUGAGGAUUUCGCUAAAACACAAAUAUCAGAAGUUAUAAAACGUUUUAAAGGAGAAAAGAUAGAAAAGAAAUCACAUAUUUUUCAAGCACUUCAAUAUAUGAGAAAAUUGUGUAAUUCCCCUGCAUUGGUUUUAAAUAAAAAACACCCUCAAUAUGAGAAAAUUAAUAUAGAGUUACAAAAACAGAAUUCAAAUAUCUAUGAUAUUGAGCAUUCACCAAAACUAAUGGCUCUCCGGAAUUUACUUUUAGAUUGCGGAAUAUGUCUAAAUGAUGAUACCUUGGGUAUACAAGCUAAUCAACAUCGUGCCCUUAUUUUUUGUCAACUUAAAGAUAUGUUGGAUAUGAUUGAAAAUCAAGUAUUUAAAAAAUUACUUCCUAAUGUAUUGUAUUUGAGACUUGAUGGUGAUACGGAUGCUAAACAAAGAUAUGAAAUCGCUCAUAAGUUUAAUUCAGAUUUUUCAAUAGAUGUUUUAUUGCUUACUACUCAUGUUGGUGGUUUAGGACUUAAUUUAACGGGCGCUGAUACAGUAAUAUUUGUAGAGCAUGAUUGGAAUCCGAUGAAGGAUCUUCAAGCAAUGGAUAGAGCUCAUCGAAUUGGGCAAAAGAAUGUUGUUAAUGUAUAUCGUUUAGUGACAAAGGGAACUUUAGAAGAAAAGAUUAUGAGUUUGCAAAGAUUCAAAUUAAAUAUAGCAUCUUCUAUAAUUAAUCAACAAAAUUUUGGUUUAUCUACUAUGGAUACUAGUCAAAUACUUGAUCUUUUUAGUACAAUUCAGGAUGAACAAUCUUCAGAUGUUCAGAAUUCUAGUAAAAUGGAUAUACUAGAUAGUGAAGGUAAUUUAUUACAAAAAAAUCAUAAAAAUGUUCUCGAAAAUUUGGACAAUCUUUGGGAUUCACUACAAUACGAGGAAUCAUAUGAUUUGGAUGAAUUUAUAUCAUCAUUGCCUUCUAUUGAUAAAUAA
Messenger RNA from Pneumocystis jirovecii RU7, 5589 nucleotides. RefSeq names its product DNA-binding ATPase. Bases 1 to 5589 code for a protein of 1862 amino acids. The transcript is spliced from 14 exons. NCBI's taxonomy places the organism in Eukaryota, Fungi, Ascomycota, Pneumocystomycetes, Pneumocystales, Pneumocystaceae. Gene Ontology annotation, molecular function: ATP hydrolysis activity; TBP-class protein binding; ATP binding. The record is from RefSeq and is a predicted model, not a curated record.